AUGGCAAGAACAGGUCAUUCCACCAACACGACUUCCGGAAGACACAGGGUGCGUCAACCACAGUCUCAGAAGCUCACGGACAAGGAGAUUUUGGAGUUGAAGAACUACCUUCCUGAGUGGACUGCUGCCAAAAGGAGUGAGAAGCGAGCGAUUUUCACUGCCAUAGCAAGGGCGGCCAGGUUGUUUGCUCCUAAGUUGGACCAAAAACAAUGGAAAAAGAGGAAGCAGGUGUACAAGACUUGGUUGUUCAACAACAAGAAAAAGAAGGAAAGGAAGGACAUGAUCAAGUAUGGGAGGAAAUGGACACCCAGGAUGGUGGUCUACCAGCAGAAACGCGAAGAGGUGCUGAAGAGGAUUGAGGACGAGGCGGUGGUGAAGAGAGUCAUGGCUGAAUUGGAUGACAACGAGUUGGAGAAGGCGAAAGAAACAGCGGAGGAGUGGUCCAACAACUGUCCGCCUCCGGAGAUACAAGCACAAGUGGCUCGUAAGAAGGGUCCAGCAUAUAUGGAGCACUUUCGAACGAGAUGUGGAGGCAAUGUGGGAUGA
Messenger RNA from Suillus discolor, 546 nucleotides. RefSeq lists its product as uncharacterized. NCBI's taxonomy places the organism in Eukaryota, Fungi, Basidiomycota, Agaricomycetes, Boletales, Suillaceae. The transcript is spliced from 3 exons. The coding region runs from base 1 to 546 and encodes 181 amino acids. The record is from RefSeq and is a predicted model, not a curated record.